AUGGAUUCACCUAAAGGACCGAACAGUGUUCUAAAGUUGGUUACAUCAAGGAAAUCAAAGACUCACCAAUUGUCAUCCAAAGACAAGAAAUACCUCCAACUGGUGGAAAAAGCCCUUGGAUCAUUUGACGCACUUGAGGAGUGGGCGGAUUACAUUGCAUUUCUUUCUAGAUUACAAAAAUCACUUCAAUUCACCCCAGAUCCAAGUGUACAAGAGCAAUAUUAUGUUCCUUUAUCACUGCAGGUUUCCAAUAAGUUGUCAUUAUGUUUAUCCUCGAGACUUCCCAGUGGUGUUCACCAAAAGGCAUUGAGCAUUUACGAGUUUAUCUUUGAAAAUUUGCCCAUUGAAACUUUGAAUGAAGAUAUUAGUGUUUGGUUACCAGGGUUAUUGCCAUUAUUUUCUUAUUCAUCCAUUCUGAUCAAGCCUCAGCAAAUUAGAAUUUUCAAAGAUCAUAUCGUGGCAAAAUUAGACGUUGACCAUUUAAGAAACAUAUCCAAACCGUUCAUACUAAGCUUACUUUCUGGUUUAGACGAUGAAAAUUCAGAAGCUUUUAAUGACAUUUUGCAAUUGACAGAGGAAUUUAAAGAGAAGUUAAAUAAUGAUUCCCAUUUCUGGCAAAGUAUGUUUCUUUGUAUAAUUAGCAACCCUGAACGCAGACUUGGUGCUUUACAUUGGUGUAACAGGAAUCUUCCUAGAUUUACUGAAAGCAAAGGAAAUCACGAACUCUCUGAAGAAGCAAAAAUGUGCUUGAAACCGGAACCAGGGCUUCUUAUUCGAGCAUUUGCAGUUACCAUAAACCCUCCAGUUACAAUCGAUUCAGCAAGUGAUAUAAUAGUCGUGAGAGGAUUUUUUGAUUUGCUUCUUUCGCAUAUACCAUUGGAAAGCAGUAUAUUUGAUUCACAGGUAUAUCCAAAGGAUAAAGAAAUGCUUCUCAUGUCUUGUUGCCGAGUGACUUUGAAAAAGGACAUGAGUUUGAACCGAAGGCUUUGGAAUUAUCUUCUUGGUCCAGAUACAGAAGGUGAUCAUCAAAAACGAAUCCCAAGAACAGAAUAUUUCGCCAAAUAUGCAUUGGAAACAUUAUCCUCGGGACUUUUGAAAAUGGUUGAAUCUGAUUCUACAAAAUCCAAGAUUGAAGCUUUUAAGAUAUCCUUGUCAAUAAUCAUGGAUAAAUGGGAGAUUAGCACAGUUAUCACACCAAGAUUAUUUUCAAGGUUUUUGAACAUUGCAUUUGAGAAUAAGGAAAGCAAAGAUUUGAUGGUAUCUGCGCUGUCUUUUUUCGAUGGUAUUGAAUCAACAUAUAUAUGGAACGACAUUUUACAAUUAGUUGCAGAAGAAGAUGAAUCAAAAUUAGAAAUUCUUGAUUUUGUGUUGAAAGAAUUCAAUUUCAACGAGGAAGAAAUGAUCACUUUACAUGCACCAUUGGCAAUAAUAUGUCUUCUUGGAAAACUGGAUAUCAAUGUAAAGAGAUUGGAAAUAUUAGACACGCUUUUUAAUUUGGUUCCAGCUAGAGCAUACGGGAUUGCAGAUCAAAAGGUCAAUGAUACCUAUAUCGAUAUUGUGAGCAAGAUAAAAGGAUUUUAUCGUGGAAGGCUCAACAAUGACAAUCCACAAGUUCCCUUUUCAGCCAACGAGGUUUCAUUUUUGGUCAUUGAUAUGUUGCAGAAGAAGUUUAUUCAAUACAUGCUGAAUACUGCUUAUUGUUUUAAAAUUAGUAACUUACUUGUUCAGAUGUUGAAUAUUGUACCUCGUGAUGAGACCAGCCUUGAAUUAGAUUCGGAACUUGUUAAUAAGAUGCUAGAACUUCAAGUGCCAGAAUAUAUCGAAGAGAGCGACCGUAAUCAAGAAGGACUUCUCAUUAGUUAUGCAAUUGCAAAAUCGUUUGGUAACAUAUCUAAAUCAAUGUCGGAUGCACAGAAAGAAAAGACACUAAAGGCGAUUAUUUCGAAUUUAUGGACUUCAAUUUACUCUUCAGAACCAGCAAACUACCAAGUGGAAGCUGUGAAGACAAUAUAUGAAAUGGGAACUAGUUACCCGUUUCACAGUAUUGAAGCCGGUGUAGUGGAAUUGUUUUUAAAGUUACCAAUUAAUAAGAGAAUAACGGCAUUGGAGACGUUAUGGACCCAUUCAGCUUCAGUUAAUGAUGGAGAUACGAUCUUGGAAAGACCACUUCAGAUUUUGCUUGAUGAUAUUUCGGAAACCGACAAAAAGUCUAAUUUAGGAAUUCAUGACUUCCUUAGAAGAAUAAUCAAGAAUGGAGGAGCCAACAGAUUAUUGAAAUUGCUCAGUAAUCCAAUUUUAAAUUUUACAUUUAUGCAUGGGGAAAGAAAGACAUUGACAAUUGAUGAUGAUUUGGGCCAGUUUGCUUACUAUUUAGGAUUAAUUAUCAAGGUGAUUGAGUCUAAUACGAAGUUAUUGAGGGAAAGUUGCAGCAAUGAAUUUGCAGCAAUGGAUAACAGUAAUAAGUUGAAUUUGCUUAGAUCAAAUGAAUGGGACAUUUCUACUUACAAGAGUCUAUUUUUGAGUAUUAUCGAAAAGUUCUUUCAUUUGAAAUUGACUGAUGAAGUUCUCAAUGAUGAGUACCUGUUGGAUAAUUACUACUCAAGCAUGGAGCAUUGCUUGAAAAUUCUUACUUUAUUAGUCACUGGUAACGAGAAAAGUUUUAAUGAAUUGUUCAAUUUACUCAUUGGUACUUGUACGGUAUAUUUGGGUUUAAAUGUUGCUUCCUACACUAUUGAAUUAGUUGAAUCGCAAUUUUUGAAAUGCUUAUUCCAUUUCUUAGAACUUGCCCAGGAACUUCAUUUACCAUUAAAUUUAUUGAAUGUUGAAGAAGAGAAGAAUGAACCGGUUUUGGUGACUUUCCUCAUCCAAGGUAUUACCAACUCCAAGACCUCGAUAUUAUUAGAAAAUUGGAUUACCUUGCUCACAAGAUCACUUUAUUUACUUGGUGAUUCAAUAUUUAAUGUAAUUAUUACUUUGAACAGGACCAUUAUUGCAAAGUUGGAAGGAAUAUUCAAAAACUUCUCCUCAUUUGAGAAAUUUUCUGAAUUGGAGGAUCUUAAUUCAUGUGUCAAUAUCUUGGUGACAGGAUUGGAGGAUUUGUUAUCAAUCACUCAUAGCUACUUGCUAACUUCAUCGAUUAGGUCAAAUGCAGAAAAAGGACCAUCAGGAGCGGCAGAAAAUGGGUUUUUAAAUAAUAUGAUACUGGGGGUAUUUCAAAUUGAAUCUCCUGAACUUAGAACAACAGAGCAAAAUAAGCGUUAUUCGAUCAUCUUAUGCUUCCAAGAGGCUUUGAGAGCUGGCUUUCACAUUUGGUACUGGUGUGAUUCGAGACCAAAAGUUCCAGAUGGUGCAAAAUAUUAUUCAGAUAGAUCAUUAACUUAUAUUUCCCAUAAGCUUAAAUUUAGAGCCAAGAAACUUUUAGAAGCUUUAAUUGAACUUGAAAGACAAGAAGUAAUUGAAUCCUUGAUAGAUUUAAAUGGCGCAUCCCCAGGAGCACUCAAGCUUUUAAAUAUUUUGGAUGGUGGAAGAUCUCAAGUCACAUUGCCACACUUGUUCAACUCCAUCAUUAGCAGAUGCUAUCCUCAAAUGUUAGACCAAGCGCAGAGAUCAUCCAUGUAUACGCAGAUUCCAACAACAGAACUUUCCAGUUUCUUAUUGUCCUUCUUUGAUGCCAUUGAUAAUGAUACCGUGAUUGACGUUUGGAAUUUAUCCAUAAAUUUCUUCAAGAAUAUUUUAUUGCAUCCUGGAAGUUUCAAAGAUGUAUAUCCCGACAGUUUACGUAUUUGCAAGGUAUUAUCGAUGAAGUUAAAGUCAUCAAAAGUUCGGGAUCAAAAGAAUAGAAAGGAAUUGGCUGAUGUAUUUACGCGUUUGUUCCAGAAUGCAGUAACAAAAGCCCAUUCAGAUCCACGAGAAGAAAUCGAACUUGAAUCCAAAAAAGAUUCUAGUAGCGUGCAAAGUUCUACGGUUCAACAAGAGGAUGUAAUUGAGGCAAUUACAGAAAUUAUACCAUUCUUAGAUGAAAUUUGUCAAGAUACAGAUAAGGUUACCCAAUCCUUGAAUACAUUGAUCAACAGUUUCAUUCUUCCCCAAAUAAAGCUGAAAAAGAUUCCAAAUAUCAAUUUACGAGUUCUUGGCUUAUUGGAAAUUGUUGGCAAACACCACCCAAACAAAACUUGGAAGACGUUAGUUUUAGAUUUAUUUAUGGACAACAGCUUCUUUCAGACUGAUUUUGAUAAACUCACUAUAUGGAAUUCAAUAUUGGGGGCCUGGAUCACAAAUGAUCGAGAAAAACUUGGAGAUAUGAUUUCAAGAAUUACUACAUCUUCUGGACUGUCACCUAGUAACCUAUUUGUUUGGAAUGAGGCUUCCGAGCUUGAAGCAAAGGUAUUUAUAUUAAAAAGGAUCUCAUACCUUAUUUUAAUCCAACCAAUUGAUUUCUUCCUUAACUUUUUAGAUUCAAUUUUUGACAAGAUCGAAGCCUUAUUAAGUGGAAACUGUCCUGAGAUCAUUCGAGCUGAAAUUUCCGUCCUAUUCCGCGCAAUAGUUUUAAAGUUUAAUGAAUUGCAUUUGUUACCAAGAUGGGCAACUGUAAGCCAUGAACUUUUAUCAAUCUUUGAAUCCAUUGAAGAAAAACUGACAAAAGAACUUCAUGCUUUAUCUAAAGAGAGCUUAAAACUCAUUUUGAAUGGCUGUAAACUCUUGGAUCAGUUGUUACUUUGCAGCUAUGAUGAGUUCAAUUUAAACGAGUGGCUUUUCAUUAGUACCGAUACGGAAUUUUUCAAUGGACCACUUGACAACCCUACUGGCUCAAUUAUUGAUCAAAUUUCAAGAAAACACGAUCUUACAUAUUUAAAGGAUCUGCCACUAUCAUUAGAACAACCGCAAGAUAAUUUACAUCCGUUGUUGGAAGGGGUGAGAGAAAUCGAUCUGAUUACCAAGUUGAGAUUAUUUUUUGAUUCUUUGAGCUUAAUUCAAUAUGAAAGAACAUAUGGUUUAUUUAAUGUUGAAAUAGACUCUUGCAUAGCAGAUGUAUUAGGAGACUUGAUGAAUCCGGUAGAUUAAGAAAACUCUUGUGGGUAUUUUUUUUUCCUUACGCGUCUUUAAAUUUACGAUCUUUUUUUUUUUAAAAAAAAAAAUAAAAU
Molecule: messenger RNA, 5141 nt
Organism: Spathaspora passalidarum NRRL Y-27907
Lineage: Eukaryota; Fungi; Ascomycota; Pichiomycetes; Serinales; Debaryomycetaceae
Exons: 1
Coding region: 1-5061 (1686 amino acids)
Biological process (GO): Golgi to endosome transport
Cellular component (GO): endosome; trans-Golgi network
Source: RefSeq, a predicted model, not a curated record